Wallemia ichthyophaga EXF-994 is the source of this 2280-nucleotide messenger RNA. Its product is annotated as ATP-dependent RNA helicase SUB2. Gene Ontology annotation, molecular function: nucleic acid binding; RNA helicase activity; ATP binding. The record is from RefSeq and is a predicted model, not a curated record. Bases 1 to 2280 code for a protein of 759 amino acids. The transcript is spliced from 6 exons. Lineage: Eukaryota; Fungi; Basidiomycota; Wallemiomycetes; Wallemiales; Wallemiaceae. Gene Ontology annotation, biological process: nucleotide-sugar biosynthetic process.
AUGACCAACAGCAGUAGCAGCGGCCAAGAGAACACAUCUGUCGUACUCGUUACGGGUGGAACAGGAUUAGUUGGGAGUGCAAUAAACAAAGUGAUCAAUGAGGAGGCUAUUGGAAGUAGAUUUGGGAGACAGCCGAACGAAUCCUGGGUCUUCCUCAAAUCGACUGAUGGCGAUCUGCGCAACUACGCAGAAGCGCGUGCGGUAUUCGCUAAAUACUCCCCGACGCACGUCAUACACCUCGCUGCGAAAGUCGGUGGACUGUUCGCCAACAUGAAAUACAAGUUAGACUUCCUGCGCGAGAACAUGCUCAUUAACGACAAUGUCCUCCACUUGAGCCAUGAAUUUAAGGUACACAAACUUAUAUCUUGCCUGUCCACUUGCGUCUUCCCUGACCAAGUAUCCUAUCCGCUGCGCGAGGAGAGCGUGCACCUAGGACCACCACAUUCAUCUAACUUUGGUUAUGCAUAUGGUAAGCGUAUGAUAGAUGUACAGAACCACGCGUACAACGACCAGUUCGGUAAUCAGUUCACAUCGGCAAUUCCAACGAAUAUCUUUGGUCCUAAUGACAACUACAGCUUGGAAUACGCGCACGUUAUACCCGCCCUGAUACACAAGUGCUACCUCGCAAACAAGGAGAAGAAGCCAUUCGUGGUGAUGGGUUCGGGUAAGCCGUUACGGCAGUUUAUCUACUCGUUGGAUCUCGCUAGGCUAUUCAUAUGGCAGCUGCGCGAGUAUCAUUCUAUCGAACCUGUCAUUCUCUCUGUAGGGGAGAAUGAGGAGGUGAGUAUAAAAGAGGUGGCUGAUGCUGUCGUUAAGGCUGUUGGAUUCCAAGGAGAGUAUGUCCUUGACACCAGCAAACCAGAUGGACAGUAUAGGAAGCCUGCGUCUAACGACAAGCUGAUGAGGUGCAUCGGUAACUUUCAAUUCACCCCAUUUGAAAAGGCUUUGGAGGAGAGCGUGGAUUGGUUUGUUAGGAAUUACGACAGCCUUAGAAAGGCUGAUAACGAAGACCUUAUUGAUUACGAGGAGGAGGAAGUCGCACCACAGCAGCAGCAGGAGCAGCAACCCGCGCAGCCUACAGAAGAAGGAAAGGAUAAGAAGGGCUCUUACGUUGGCAUACACUCCACUGGAUUCAGAGAUUUCCUCUUAAAGCCUGAAUUGCUGCGAGCAAUCUCAGAUUUGGGUUUUGAGCAUCCUUCAGAAGUUCAACAAGAGUGUAUUCCACAGGCUAUUCUCGGUAUGGAUGUUGUAUGCCAGGCAAAAUCUGGUAUGGGUAAGACUGCUGUCUUCGUUUUGGCGUCUUUGCAGCAAUUGGAGCCAGUUGACGGUGAAGUCUCUGUCAUCGUCCUCUGCCACACUAGAGAACUCGCUUAUCAAAUCAAAAAUGAGUACGGCAGAUUCUCAAAGUACGUGCCAAACGUCAGAACCUCCGUCUUCUUUGGUGGUACUCCAGUCGCAGCCGAUCAAGAAAUACUCAAAAACAAGGAAAAAUGUCCUCAUGUUAUCGUUGGUACACCUGGUAGAAUUAACGCUUUAGUUAGAGAUGGUAGCUUGAAUGGUAAGGCUAUAAAACACUUUGUUCUCGAUGAGUGUGAUAAAAUGCUCGAUCAAUUGGAUAUGAGAAGGGAUGUACAGGAAAUAUUCAAAGCUACACCACAUCACAAGCAGGUCAUGAUGUUUAGUGCCACCCUCUCGAAAGAAAUUAGACCAGUCUGCAAAAAAUUCAUGCAAUCUCCACUGGAAAUCUACGUCGACGAUGAAACUAAACUUACAUUGCACGGCUUACAACAGCACUAUGUGAAGUUAUCUGAAUCAACAAAGAAUCGCAAGCUGAACGAUCUCCUCGAUAGCCUCGACUUCAACCAAGUCGUCAUCUUUGUUAAAUCAACACUCAGAGCUAACGAACUAGACAAAUUACUUAGAGAGUGCAACUUCCCAUCAAUUUGCAUACACUCUAGAAUGAGCCAAGACGAGAGAAUUGCGAGGUACACCAAAUUCAAGCAGUUUGAGUCUAGAAUCUUGGUUGCAACUGAUAUCUUUGGUAGAGGUAUCGAUGUUGAGAGAGUAAACAUUGUCGUCAACUACGAUACACCAACAGAUGCCGACUCAUACCUUCACAGAGUAGGUAGAGCAGGUAGAUUCGGUACAAAGGGUCUAGCAAUCACUUUCGUUUCUACUGAGGACGAUGACAAUGUACUCAAAGCAAUCCAGUCCAGAUUCGAGGUUGCAAUUCCAGAGCUCCCAGAGACUCUUGAAGCCUCAACUUACAUGACGUCCUAA